Pan troglodytes (chimpanzee) is the source of this 3789-nucleotide messenger RNA. It is a transcript of the gene GGNBP2, whose product is annotated as gametogenetin binding protein 2. The record is from RefSeq and is a predicted model, not a curated record. NCBI's taxonomy places the organism in Eukaryota, Metazoa, Chordata, Mammalia, Primates, Hominidae. The transcript is spliced from 14 exons. Gene Ontology annotation, cellular component: nucleus; cytoplasm. Bases 1255 to 3348 code for a protein of 697 amino acids.
CACAGCUCCAGGAAAUAGAGCAGUAAAUUGAUCUGUCCUUCAGAUUACCAGGACUUUCAUAGGCUAAAUAUCUUCACAACAGACCUCCAAAACCUUCAAGGUCAGAAGUGAACACACGGUGGCGAGAGGAACUGUCUUCACAGCAGCUCUGCUUCCUCGGAGACGGCCAGAGGGAAAGGCCGUUGGCCAGUGCCAGUACUUCGCCCAAAGGAGUACCUGCUCACAUUAACCCAGCCCAAGAAGUUCCUUUGGCCAAGACGCACACACACACACCACUGUCCGGUUUUCUAUUUCCUUCCAGUGUAACGACAACCACAAGCUGUCAGCACUUCACUAUUUGCUGUCCCCUCAGCGGGAUCGGGAUGCAGCUACGCAGCGGGCCCCUGGCGAGCCGCGGUGUCAGGGCCCUUUUCUCCUCUUCCCACCGUGGGACGCGAAUUCAGUGGCGUCAAGGGCCAAGAGCCAGACCUGAGUUUGUCUCUCACCCCCCGAUGCUCGUCUCCCUUUUCUCACUGCCUUCCGCCCCCUCUGAUCUCGACUUCUCGCAACCUAUACAGGUCCUCUCUGGGCCUCUGCCCUGAGUCAGCCCCGAAUCAGACGGGCUUGACUCGCUGAAAGAAUUCCCCUUUGAGAGGAGGCAGAUUCCCCUCUACAUAGACGACACCCUGACGUCGAGGGGCUUGCCCCUCGUCCGUGGGGAAGCCUUCCCGGCCCGCGGCUGGGGCCUGAGGUUGGGCCGAUCACCCCUCCUACCAGUCCUAGUUCGGGUCUAGCGGAAUGGCUGGGCUCCGAGAAGGGCGCCGGGCCCACGGGCGGGACGGCCAGGGCGGCCCCGCACCCUCUGGGCGCAAAUUUCUCCAGCGGGGUCCCCAGCGCGGCCGGCCCCAGUCUCGCGAGAGGACGUGGGUCCCGCCCGGCGCCCGACCCCGCCCGGCCCCACCUUCCCCUUGUCCCCCGCCCUCCCUCUUCCACUCCCCGCGGCGCGAGCGGCUGACUGCCCGGAGAGGAAACGACAUUCGGAGCUGCGCUCCCGCCCAGGCCGGCCCUGACGCGGGCCUCGUCAGCCAGUAACAGGGAGCAGAGGUGGGAGUUAGCGAGGCGACCACGAAAACGGUGAAGGUCAGAACCGACAGCCUCCUCCGAGAAGGGCAGGAGCUGGGAGGAGGCGGCAGCGGCGGCGGCAGAAACAGCAGCGGCGGCGGCGGCGGCAGCUGGGAGGAGGUGGUGACGGUGGCAACGGCAGCGUCGGGGACGAUGGCGCGACUCGUGGCAGUGUGCAGGGACGGGGAGGAGGAGUUCCCCUUCGAGAGGAGGCAGAUUCCCCUCUACAUAGACGACACCCUGACGAUGGUGAUGGAAUUUCCUGAUAAUGUGUUAAAUCUCGAUGGACAUCAGAAUAAUGGUGCACAGCUAAAGCAGUUCAUUCAGCGACAUGGUAUGCUUAAGCAACAGGAUCUAAGUAUUGCCAUGGUGGUGACAUCACGCGAAGUCCUGAGUGCACUUUCUCAGCUUGUCCCAUGUGUUGGUUGUCGUCGCAGUGUGGAGCGCCUCUUUUCCCAGCUUGUAGAGUCUGGAAAUCCUGCUCUUGAACCCCUAACAGUAGGGCCCAAGGGAGUCCUGUCUGUAACUAGAAGCUGCAUGACUGAUGCAAAGAAGCUUUAUACAUUAUUUUAUGUACAUGGGUCCAAACUAAAUGACAUGAUAGAUGCUAUUCCAAAAAGUAAGAAGAAUAAGAGAUGUCAGUUGCACUCCUUAGAUACGCACAAGCCAAAACCUUUGGGAGGUUGUUGGAUGGAUGUAUGGGAACUAAUGUCGCAGGAAUGCAGGGAUGAAGUAGUUUUAAUUGACUCGAGUUGUCUUUUAGAAACACUAGAAACAUAUCUGCGAAAACACAGGUUUUGCACUGAUUGCAAAAAUAAAGUCCUCCGAGCAUACAAUAUCCUUAUUGGUGAACUUGACUGCAGCAAAGAAAAGGGCUACUGUGCUGCACUUUAUGAAGGCUUGCGGUGCUGUCCACAUGAACGACACAUACAUGUUUGCUGUGAAACAGACUUCAUUGCACAUCUUUUGGGUCGUGCUGAGCCAGAGUUCGCAGGAGGGCGAAGAGAAAGGCAUGCAAAGACAAUAGAUAUAGCUCAAGAAGAAGUUCUGACCUGCUUGGGAAUUCAUCUUUAUGAAAGACUGCAUCGAAUCUGGCAGAAACUACGGGCAGAAGAGCAGACAUGGCAAAUGCUUUUCUAUCUUGGUGUUGAUGCUUUACGCAAGAGUUUUGAGAUGACCGUGGAAAAAGUACAGGGUAUUAGCAGAUUGGAACAACUUUGUGAGGAAUUUUCAGAAGAGGAACGAGUAAGAGAACUCAAGCAAGAAAAGAAACGCCAAAAACGGAAGAAUAGACGAAAAAAUAAGUGUGUGUGUGAUAUUCCUACUCCCUUACAAACAGCAGAUGAAAAGGAAGUAAGCCAAGAGAAGGAAACAGACUUCAUAGAAAAUAGCAGCUGCAAAGCCUGUGGCAGCACUGAAGAUGGUAAUACUUGUGUAGAAGUAAUUGUUACCAAUGAAAAUACAUCAUGUACCUGUCCUAGCAGUGGCAAUCUUUUGGGGUCCCCUAAAAUAAAGAAAGGCUUAUCUCCACACUGUAAUGGUAGUGAUUGUGGAUAUUCAUCUAGCAUGGAAGGGAGUGAAACAGGUUCUCGGGAGGGUUCGGAUGUUGCCUGCACUGAAGGCAUUUGUAAUCAUGAUGAACACGGUGAUGACUCUUGUGUUCAUCACUGUGAAGACAAAGAGGAUGAUGGUGAUAGUUGUGUUGAAUGUUGGGCAAAUUCUGAAGAGAACGACACAAAAGGAAAAAAUAAAAAGAAGAAAAAGAAAAGCAAGAUACUGAAAUGUGAUGAACAUAUCCAGAAGCUUGGAAGCUGUAUUACAGAUCCAGGUAAUCGAGAGACCUCAGGAAAUACCAUGCACACAGUGUUUCACCGUGACAAGACCAAAGAUACACAUCCUGAAAGCUGUUGCAGCUCUGAAAAGGGUGGGCAGCCAUUGCCUUGGUUUGAGCAUAGGAAAAAUGUACCACAGUUUGCAGAACCUACAGAAACGUUGUUUGGUCCCGAUUCCGGAAAAGGUGCCAAGAGCUUAGUUGAACUCCUUGAUGAGUCUGAAUGUACUUCAGAUGAGGAAAUCUUUAUCUCACAAGAUGAAAUACAGUCAUUUAUGGCUAAUAACCAGUCUUUCUACAGCAAUAGAGAACAAUACCGACAGCAUCUGAAGGAGAAAUUUAAUAAAUACUGCCGGUUAAAUGAUCACAAGAGGCCCAUUUGUAGUGGCUGGUUGACAACGGCUGGAGCAAAUUAAAUAAAUAAAAUAGCUCUGUCUUUCAAUGAAACACUCACGAUGACUACUGCGCCUUCUCUUUCGAAAAACUCUUAAUUUAGUGACUUAUGGCAAAAUUUUAUCUUAAAUCAAUGUGAUUCUUUCUUGUUUUGGGAGACGGUGGAGGUAUCCUCAUUAGUUUGUUCUUUCUUCAGGCUUGUGUCUUUAGUUGCGUGGCUGCGCAGGCCUGCCAUAUGAUUUAAGCCAUCUCUUUUCAUUAAAUGUUUCUCUUCCUGUGAGACUUACUAAAGCAACUUAGUGGCAAAAAGUAAUGUUGUACUUAUAAUUCUGUACAGAAAUGACAAUGAGCUGAAUAUAUGGUUUUACAAAGUAGACAUCCACUUGCAAAAUGUUUGGAUGUAAUGUUAAAGCGCAAUGUGCAAAAUUUAAAAUAAAGAAUAUUUAUUAAUACGCACAGUAAAA